Messenger RNA from Eurytemora carolleeae, 707 nucleotides. RefSeq names its product protein FAM192A. Gene Ontology annotation, cellular component: nucleus. The record is from RefSeq and is a predicted model, not a curated record. Lineage: Eukaryota; Metazoa; Arthropoda; Copepoda; Calanoida; Temoridae.
GAAGAAUGGGACCAGGUUAGGAAAGCUGAGGACCCUGAAGAAGCUCCUGAGGAGGUUUAUGAUCACAGAUCUUUAUUUGACCGGCUGGAGGAGCAGAGGCUUAAAAAACAGGCUGAUUGGGACGAGGAACAUAAAUUCAAAAAUCAAUUUAGGGGUUUAGAUGAUGAGGAAGUUGAUUUUUUGGAUAAAAUAGAUGAUAUCAGAACAGAAGCUGAGAGGAAAUUGAUGAUGGAGGAGAAGAUGGAGCUGGAGGAGUACCAGAGGAAGCAGAACAAAAUCAGGGAACAGGAACUAGAGAAUCGUCUACGGCAUGAGAUUAAAGGACCGGAUAUAAAGCGAGCAGCUAAGGCCGGUGCUGGGCGGUCCAAGCAGCAAAUGCUGCUUAUGGGGGUUGUCAAACGAAAGAGCAGUGAGUCCAGUCAGUCUGAAGAAAAGAAACCUAAGCUCGAGAAAGCCAUCUGCCAGACAGAAAAAGUUGUAGCAAAAGAAAACAUUCAACUUGAUGCUUCCCAAACAAAAAUGGUGCCUAAAACAGAAAAUGCUGCAAUUAAAUUCGAGCAGGAAAAUGCCGCAAAACUUACAGCGGCCAGUGGACUUAUGAGUUUACUCGGGGAUUACGGGUCAGACAGUGAUGACGAAUCAUGAAUUUUUUUUAAAUCAACUGAAUUCCAAUAAAAUGACCAUUUUUCUGGUUCCAAUUUUCCAAA